AUGAUGCAGGAUGAAACUCCGCGAUACAUGGCCUCCACAAGCUCCUGGCAGCAGCGUGCGCGAAGCCCAACAGGCGGCCAGCGGCAAGCCGAGCGAAGCAGGCGGCGACAGUUUUCAACCUCUGGGCAGCUUGAAGGUCUACUGCCAAAGGAGGGAGAGACACAGGAGCACCGAGGCAGUCCAUCUCUCGAGGAGCUCCAAAGAGUUCAGAAGACCUUGGCUGCGCGGCUAAUCAAGCUGGACGAGGGUCUCCGGGAACGAGAUUCGCAACUUGCAGAACUGCGAGUAAGGUACCAGGAAGUGCAGAAAACGAACGAGGAGUGGCGGAGCCGUGCCUGCAACGCUGAGGAGGAGAUGGCCGUGCUUCGGCGCAUGUUGGAGGAACGGACGGAAGAGAUCCAGAGGCCAGAUCGGCUGGGUGUUGAUGUGCUGAUCGAUGCUGUACUGCACGUCACGCUGGAUCAUGCAGAGUAUUCCCUGGCGUUAGGGUACCAUGAGCUGCCGCCGUCCGACAUCAAGCAGGCUUUGAGAUGGUACAGACGAGGGGCGCGGAUGAAUCACAAAGGGUCUACCACAAUGCUUGGCAAGCUGCACUUGGCUGCUGGCCAGAAGGAAAAGGCGCUGCACUUCCUGCAGCGGACGGGGCUGCCACAGCGGAGCUUGGAAACACCGAGAACUUUGCGGCGGUCUGAUGUCUUGGACAGAGGUCACGGUGGAGAGAGGGGCGACUCCCUGGCACAAUGGUUUCUUGGCGAGCUUUUCAUGCAGAGUGCAAAACUCCGAGAUGCUGCUGGGCGCAGAGACUUCCCGGCCCUUGGCUCCUGCACAGUUCAGUGA
Messenger RNA from Symbiodinium sp. CCMP2592, 837 nucleotides. The record is from the annotation of a GenBank genome assembly. Lineage: Eukaryota; Dinophyceae; Suessiales; Symbiodiniaceae.